AUGAAGGCCAAGGAGGACUUAGAGAUGAAGGAGGAGGAAGAGAGCAGUGAGAUGGGAGAGGUAGGCCCUUGCGCUCCUGUGCCCCAGGACAAGGGGAGCUGUUUUUUGGAGGUAUGGGAGUAUUUCCACCGGGCCAUUUCAUGUGUUGGGCACCACCCCAAUCAGUAUGCCACCUGCUGCCUGUGUGGCAGGCAGGUGAGCCAUGGCCCUGGGGUUAAUGUGGGAACCACAGCCCUGUGGAAGCAUCUAAAACGCAUGCACAGAGGGGAACUGGAGAAGAGUGGCCAUGGUCAGUCAGGACAGCUGGGACCCAGGACGCCAGCGCCACAGCUCCCCAUGAGCAUUGAGCGCAACUGGGACAGGCUCCUGCAGCAGGUGGGGGCCCUGGCUUCUUGGGCCAGCCGAAGAGAAAAAGAGGUGCUCAGGAGAGAGAGGGCUGUGGAAAGGAGAGAGCAAGCCCUGAGAGUGGAAAGGGCCACCCUGGAAAGGAAGUGGAAGGGGAGAGCUGCGAGAGAAGCCUGCCAGAGGGAGAAGGGCCUGUCCGGAGGAGCAGCUCAUCCAUUCCAUUUUCUUUAA
Talpa occidentalis (Iberian mole) is the source of this 576-nucleotide messenger RNA. RefSeq names its product zinc finger BED-type containing 2 (gene ZBED2). The record is from RefSeq and is a predicted model, not a curated record. NCBI's taxonomy places the organism in Eukaryota, Metazoa, Chordata, Mammalia, Eulipotyphla, Talpidae. Gene Ontology annotation, molecular function: DNA binding.